CAGGAUUUCCUCUCGUUUGCUCAUCUGGGGUCCUCUCUUCGCUGUUGCGUGUUCAGGAGGAUUCAGGUGUCUCUGCAGCAGCCUCUGUCACCCUGUGGCCUGCAGAUAUUGGGAGAUCUGUAGCGGUGACGCUAGUACAUACCGGAAGCUGGGAAAUGAGACUAUUGACAUUCAAGGAGGUGUCUAUAGAAUUCUCUGUGGAUGAGUGGGCCUGCCUGGACCCUGCUGAACAGAACUUGUAUCGGGAUGUCAUGUUAGAGAACUAUAGAAACCUGGUCUUCCUCGGGCUUGCUGUCUCUAAGCCAGACCUCAUCACCUGCCUGGAGAAAAACAAAGAACCCUGGAAGGUGAAGACACACCAGACAGUAGUCAAGCACCCAGUUAUGUCUAAUCAUUCAACCCAAGACCAUUUGCAAGAGUUGGGCACAAAUAUUUUAUUUCCAGAGAGGAUCCUGAGAAGAUAUCAAACCUGUGGUCCUGAGAAUUUAAACUUAACAAAAGACUGGGAAAGUCUGUAUGAGUGUAAGGAAGAGAAAGUAUGUCCCAGUGGAAUUGACCAAUAUUUUACAGAUACCCAUGGCAAAAUCUUCCAAUGUAGUAAAUGUUUGAAAGUCUUCAGAAAAUUGUCAAAUCUAAAUAGACAUAAGACAAUAUAUACUGUAGAGAAAAGGUUUAAAUGUAAAAAGUGUAGGAAAGCUUCUCACCAAUGCUCGCACAUUACAGAACAUAAGAUAAUUCAUAUUGGAGAAAAACAGUACAAAUGUAAAGAAGUUAGCAAAGGCUUCCAAUCUUGCUCAAGAGUAUCUAAGCAUAAGAGACUUCACACUGGAGAGAAACUCUACAAUUAUGAAAAUUCUGGCAAAUGUCUUAGCCACAUUUCAAAAUAUGAUAAGCAUGAGAGUGUUGAUACUGGAGGAAAACCCUAUAACUAUAAACAAUGUGACAAAUUUACCAACCAGUACUCACACCAUUCUGGAUAUCAAAGAAUUCAUUCUGGAGAGAAAGCCUACAAAUGUCAAGAAUGUGGCAUAGCCUUUAACCAGUACUCAGACCUUUCUAGACAUCAAAGAAUUCAUUCUGGAGACAAACCCUACAAAUGUCAAGUAUGUGGCAAAGCCUUUAACCAGUGCUCACACCUUUCUAGACAUCAAAGAAUUCAUUCUGGAGACAAACCCUACAAAUGUGAAGAAUGUGGCAAAGCCUUUAACCAGUACUCAAACCUUUCUAGACAUACAAGAAUUCAUUCUGGAGAGAAACCCUACAAAUGUGAAGAAUGUGGCAAAGCCUUUAAUCAGUACUCACACCUUUCUAAACAUCAAAGAAUUCAUUCUGGAGACAAACCCUACAAAUGUGAAGAAUGUGGAAAAGGCUUUAACAGUUCUUUAACCCUUUAUAGACAUCAAAGAAUUCAUUCUGAAAAGAAACCCUACAAAUGUCAACAAUGUGGCAAAACCUUUAACCAGUACUCACAGCUUUCUAGACAUCAAAGAAUUCAUUCUAGAGACAAACCCUACAAAUGUCAAGAAUGUGGCAAAGCCUUUAAACAGUACUCACACCUUUCUAGACAUCAAAGAAUUCAUUCUGGAGAGAAACCCUACAAAUGUCAACAAUGUGGCAAAGCCUUUAACCAGUACUCACAUCUUUCUAGACAUACAAGAAUUCAUUCUGGAGACAAACCCUACAAAUGUGAAGAAUGUGGCAAAGCCUUUAAUCAAUACUCAAACUUUUCUAAACAUAAAAUGAUUCAUUCUGGAGACAAACCCUACAAAUGUGAAGAAUGUGGAAAAGGCUUUAACAGUUCUUUAACCCUUUGUAGACAUCAAAGAAUUCAUUCUGAAAAGAAACCCUACAAAUGUCCAGAAUGUGACAGAGCCUUCAAAUGGUACUCAACCUUUUCUGUACAUCAAAGAAUUCACUCUGGAGAGAAACCCUACAAAUGUCAAGUAUGUGGCAAAGCCUUUAACCAUAGUUCAACACUUGCUAAACAUCAAAGAAUUCAUUCUGGAGAGAAACCCUACAAAUGUCAAGUAUGUGGCAAAGCCUUCAACCGAUACUCACACCUUUCUGUACACCAAAGAAUUCAUUCUGGAGAAAAACCCUACAAAUGUGAAGAAUGUGGCAAAGCCUUUAACCAGUACUCAACCCUUUCUAAACAUCAAAGAAUUCAUUCUGGAGAGAAACCUUUCAAAUGUCAAGAAUGUGGAAAAGCCUUUAACCAAUCCUCACAUCUUUUUGUACAUAGAAGAAUUCACUCUGGAGAGAAACCCUACAAAUGUGAAGAAUGUAGCAAAAACUUUAACCAGUUCUCAACCCUUACUAAACAUCAACGAAUUCAUUGGAAGAGAAACCCUACAAAUGUGAAGAAUGUUGAAAAGAUUUUAACAGUUCUUUAACCCUUUUUAGACAUCAAAGAAUUCACUCUGAAUAGAAACCCUAUGUAUUUCAAGGAUGUGGCAAAACAUUUAACCAGUACUCAGACCUUUCUGUACAUAAAAGAAUUCAUUCUGGAGUGAUACCUACAAAUGUCAAGAAUGUGGCAAAGCCUUUAACCAGUCAGUACUCAAGCCCUUCUAGACAUAAAAGAAUUCACUCUGUAGAGAAACCCUACAAAUGUGAGGAAUAUGGCAAAGCCUUUAAUGUUAAUUCAUCCCUUAGUAAAUAUCAAAGAAUUCAUUCUGGAGACAAACCCUUCAAAUGUCAAAAAUUGGCAAAGCCUUUAACUGGUACUCAUGUCUUACUGUACAUUAAAGAAUUCAUUCUGGAGAGAAACCAUACAAAUGUGAAGAAUGUGGCAAAGGCUUUAACUCAUGCCUGACCCUUUCUAGAUACAAAAAAAUUUGAUUCCAAAGAGAAACCCUAUAGAUGUGAAGAAUGUGGCAAAUCUUGCCAAAAAAUAAAUAAAGUAACAAUAUUAAAUUGUGGCAAAGCCUUUGCUACUAGUCACAGUUUUCUGUACACAAUAGAAUUCAUGUUAAAGACAAACUACAAAUAUGGAGAACUUGACAAAUGUUUAACUUGUGCUCAAACCAUUUUAUAAAUGUAAAAUUUAUCAGAGAAGUCUCAUAGAAAUAUUAAGAAAGUGUCAAAUACUAUGGCAAGUACUCACUCAUUUCAGUACUUAAUAGAAUUCAUAGAGAAUUUCUAUGUAUUUGAAGAGUAUUACAAUAUGUUUAAAUAUUUUUCAUACUUUCUAGUCAGAAUUCACAUGAAAGAAAUACUCUGCAAAUGUCAGUCAUGUAUCAAAGCCUUAAAAUUGUGUUUAUUCUGUUAGGACUGCUAAGGAGAGACAGGAUCAGAUGAUACUAGGAGAUCUUUUGUCCAUAAUAAGAGAAACAAUUGGACCAGAAGAGGCUUCUAAGAAAGAAAAGCUGGCAUUUCAAGAAGGCUUCCGAAAACUGAACUGAUGUUUUCUCUACAAAAAUGAAUCUCAGAGGUAGAGAAACCAAAAUAUGGAGAAAUUGCCCAGACCACAAAAAGGGGUCUUUGGAGCAUAAAUACAAGUAAGGUGACAGUAGGCUUAAGUGACCUAUUUUCAUUAACAUAGUAACAUUAACACUGGUUCAGUCACACUUUACAAUUACAAUGACAUAGUGUUCAUUGAUUACAGGGAUAGAAAUGGGAAGACUCUCCAUUCUGAAAGUUUUUCCCCGUUUUCAGGAAAACCAUGAAUAUUUUAUCCCCACAUCACUUACCAUAGAAUUGGAAAAUCUGAGUAAGGGGAAAAAUUUUACUAAAUCCAGGGUCAUCUCCACUUGAAAAGGUAGAUAUGUUUCUUCUCUGGAGUGUAUAGUUCUCUAGUAAACUUUG
Nycticebus coucang (slow loris) is the source of this 3807-nucleotide messenger RNA. Its product is annotated as zinc finger protein 724-like. Bases 156 to 2393 code for a protein of 745 amino acids. Gene Ontology annotation, biological process: negative regulation of transcription by RNA polymerase II. Lineage: Eukaryota; Metazoa; Chordata; Mammalia; Primates; Lorisidae. The transcript has 4 exons. The record is from RefSeq and is a predicted model, not a curated record. Gene Ontology annotation, molecular function: DNA-binding transcription repressor activity, RNA polymerase II-specific.